This is a messenger RNA of Apodemus sylvaticus (European woodmouse), 4221 nucleotides long. Its product is annotated as von Willebrand factor A domain-containing protein 5A-like. NCBI's taxonomy places the organism in Eukaryota, Metazoa, Chordata, Mammalia, Rodentia, Muridae. The record is from RefSeq and is a predicted model, not a curated record. Bases 272 to 2761 code for a protein of 829 amino acids. The transcript has 22 exons.
UAAGGUUGCUUUCACUUUGUCUCAGAGCUGCUGAGACUUUAAGAGUGGCUGAUUUACUGGACUCUGCUCUCUCUGCGAAGCAUCCUACCUAUCCCUCAACAGGCCCUUCUCUAUAGACACUGGAGAAAUUGAAGUUGUGCCUUCUGUAAAUAUCCAGCGCUGCAGGUCUUAGACUGAGAGCUUCCUGCAGUGGCCAAGGGCAGCCUGAGAUCUCUUCUGUCAGACAUAGUAUAACCUUCAGCUGUGCUGCUCCUAGAAGCGUGCAGUCACCAUGGAGCAUCACUGUGGCCUAAUCACUGACAGCAAGGAGCCAGUACCACUGAAGAGCAUUUCAGUCAAUUUGUCCAUCAAUGACUUUGUGGCUGCUGUGGCUGCAACCUUAAAUUAUGAAAAUGAGGAGAACAUCCCAUUAGAGGCAGUCUUUGUAUUUCCUAUGGAUGAAGACUCUGCUGUCUACAGCUUUGAAGCUUUGGUGGAUGGGAAGAAAAUUGUGGCAGAGUUGCAGGAUAAGAUGAAGGCUCAUAGAAAGUAUGAGGAUGCCCUCUCCCAGGGCCACCAAGCAUACUUAUUGGAAGAGGAUGACUAUUCCAGGGAUGUCUUUUCUUGCAAUGUGGGGAACCUGCAGCCUGGAGCUAAGGUUGCAAUUACCCUGAGAUAUGUGCAGGAACUGCUCUUGGAAAGAGAUGGGGCCCUGCGCUACGUGCUCCCAGCAAUCUUGAAUCCAAGAUAUCAGCUCACUGAACAGUCAGGGAAGAGUUGCUUGAAUAUACAGAGCCCCAUCGUCCCUUUGAAAGACCUGCCUUAUACACUCAGCAUGAUUGCCACUAUCACUUCCCAGCAUCGUAUUGAGAGAGUCCAAUCCAACUGCUCCUUGAGCACUGUUCAGUACCUUACAGAUGACAAGACUUCUGCUCAGGUUUCUUUGACUGAAGGGCACAAGUUUGAUCGGGAUGUGGAACUCCUGAUUUACUACAGUGAAGUCCACAGCCCCAGUGUAGCUGUAGAGAUGGGAAUGCUGAAUAAGAAGCCAGGGAUCAUAAACACUGCAAGAAGAGUACUGAGACUAAUUAAUGUUCAACAUGGAUUCAUGGAAGCUCCUUGUGCAAUGGUGAGCUUCUACCCAGAUAUCCCAGAAGUGGAAGCCUCAAAGGUCUGUGGAGAAUUUGUGUUUCUAGUGGAUCGCUCAGGAAGUAUGAAAUACCCUAUGAGCACAAAGAAGAAUUCUCAGCUACGCAUAGAGGCUGCCAAGGAAACUUUGUUACUCUUGCUGAAGAGCUUGCCUAUGGGUUGUUAUUUUAAUAUCUAUGGAUUUGGAUCUUCCUAUGAAAAAUUCUUUCCGGAGAGUGUGAAGUACACUCAGGAAACCAUGGAGGAUGCAGUGGAAAGAGUGAAGGAUUUACAAGCUGAUUUAGGGGGCACUGAAAUCUUGACACCUCUCUGCAACAUUUACAAGGCACCCUCCAUUCCUGGUCAUCCCUUACAGCUCUUUGUCUUCACAGAUGGAGAAGUGAGUGACACAUUCAGUGUCAUUAGACAAGUACAGUUAAACAGCAAGAAACACAGAUGUUUCUCAUUUGGUAUUGGACAAGGAGCUUCCACCAGUUUAAUCAAAAAUAUAGCCCAGGUAUCAGGGGGCACUGCAGAAUUUAUCACGGGCAAGGACAGGAUGCAGACCAAGGCUCUUGGGUCUCUCAAGUUUGCACUACAGUGUGCAGUGGAUAACAUCUCUCUGAGUUGGGAUUUGCCUCCUGGUCUGUCUAUUAAAAUGGUUUCUCCAGAACACCCUGCCAUCUUUAGGGGUCAGAGGUUAAUCAUCUAUGCACAACUGACUGGGCUUAUGCCUCAAGUGGAGAGCACAGGCACAGUGUGCAUCAAGCAUACCCUCCAAGGCAAGAGUCUGGAAAACAGGGUGACAUUUUCCCUACCACCCAAGGCAAAUGCCAAUUUCACCAUUCAUCGGUUGGCUGCAAAGUCCUUGAUCCAAACCAAGGAUAUGGGAUUUGACGAGAACUCUAAAGAAGAGAGAGAGGAUGUGAUGAACAUCAGCCUUCAGUCUGGAGUCCUCAGCUCCUUCACAGCCUUCAUUGCCAUAAACAAAGAGCUUAACAAGCCAGUGCAGGGGCCUCUGGCCCACAGAGUGAUUCCUAGGCCAGUGAUGGAUGUAACUAUGCCAUGGAUACCUCAAUCGACUGCCUGCAGUAGCCCUGUGCCAAGAGACCUAUUAUGCGCAUCAGCAUGUGGUGCUUCACAAAGGGCAAUGCCAAAAAUCAAAUUAUGUGCAUAUGAUGCAUGCAUGGAGGAAAGUGAUGAUUUUUCUAUAAUAGAAUCUGAAGAUUUUGGCAUGACAGAUGUAGCAACCAUUGAAGAGAAGAAAAAGGCAGAUUCUUCUACCAAGAAAAGCAACUUGCAAAGUGAACAAAAAGCAUUUGGAGAAAAUGUUGUGGUACAGCUGAUUUCACUCCAAAAGGCCAAUGGCUCCUGGAAGCUGGAUGAAGAUCUGACCAAGAUCCUGGGCUCUAAGCUGAAAGACAUCAAGGCUGCAAACCCUGCCAAGCAUGGGGACCUCUCAGCCUGGGCUACAGUGCUAGCUGUGGUCUGGUUACAUUCCAAUGGCAAGGACUUAAAGUGUGAGUGGGAGCUUCUAGAAAGGAAGGCGGUGGCCUGGCUUCAUGACCAUGCAGGGUCUUCCAUCCCCAUGCUUGUGCAAGCUGCCAAUAGUCUCCUGAAAUCAUCUGUGAAUCCUGCUGUCUUUGGAGUCUAAAGAUGUCACCCAUGAAAAAAGAUCCUUUCCCGGCAACAACCAAGUCCGUCCCUUCUGGUUGACUGAGAUAGCUUUUGGGUUCUAUCCUUACCUUUUCUAUCCUUACCUUUUCUUGCUUGUCAAGGACAUACAUGCACCCUUGUUUAUCAUUCCUGGUACCUUUGCACCUGAUUUUCUAUACCUAUCAUUUUUUUUUGGAGAAGUUAGCAUAUUCUCCCAACAUGCUUUCUUUAUUCAACCUUUUAUUUUAAUCAUCUUCAUAAUGACACAUGAAGUUUUUCAGACAAAUUACACCAUAAUUACAUUAUAAUGGUUGGCGCAGGAACUACAAUAAGCAUUCAUUAUUGAUCAUGGUCAAUGGUUAAAUUAAAGGCCUGCAUUAUUGUUAUGCACUCUCUGUGCAGAGUCAUGUAGUAUGGUCAACAAAGGGCUUUAAACUCAUGGAAACGUCUUGCCAGUUAGCACAGCCAUGAUGGGUGCUCCUCAGUUGAGGAAGGACCUGUAGAAUUACAUGUUCUGAAGCACUCACACUGUUAAGAUGUUUCCCAUCCUGUUGCCUUCACAUUUCUCUUAAUCUAAGGAUGGUAUGAAAACUCUAAGCAGGCUUCCAGCCCCUCACUGGGCAGUAUCAUUGAACUAAACAAUAAUAAUAAUGCCUGAUAGCUUUCAGGCAUUGUUGCUGGAACAGAUUAAUGAUUCAAUUACUGUAGGAAAGAACUUAGAGAUGUUGAUUUCUAGCAAUGAUCACUACCAUUAGAACCUUUAUUUGGAAAACUAAAGUUGUAAUGAAGCUAUGAUAGCAUCGUUUUUGCUAUUGACACUGGUUUAAAAAAUCUUAGUGAAUGUUUUGAACUUCUGUAAAGCACACACAUAUUAUUUAAGCCAGGGACAUUUCAUGGUUCAUUUCAUUUCACAGAGAACAAGAACAAUGGCAGCACUGCCUACCAUGGAUCUCACUUCGGCCAGACUGCUGCUGAUUCGUUAUGUCUAUUUUUGCCCUCAACGUCCUGAUAUUAUUUAAUAAGAAUUACUGAUUAGUAGAUAUGCAUUCUUAAAGCACAUAAUACUGACUUUAUACAAAAGUUCAGGCUUGUGAUUCAUUGCAGAUUUUUGCACAAUGACUCUUUAAGAUAAAUAAAAUAAUUAAUCCUUCCUUUGUAAGUGCAGAUUGGUGCCUUAGUGUGAAGAGGAGCUGGCUGAGAAAACUACCUUGCUUACUCACACAUUUUCAGAUCUAUAACAAGUUUCUUAGUUAUGAAUAUACAUGGGUUCUUGGGAAUAAUUUUUUCAUUACCAGAACUACAAAAUGUUAUUUCUUGUAAAGGUAUUGUGUAACUUCCUGGCUUAUUUCAUUCACUAGAAGGAAAAUAGGAUGUAAUAAAAUUGUAAUUUUAUUCUGCUUAAAAGAUUUUGCUGGGAUAAGUAAAAGAUGGGAAAAAAUAAAAUCAUUGAAACUUUGC